GCGGCGGCCGCGGUGCCCGUAACGCUCGGCGCUGUUCCAACGGCGGCGCCGCCCGUGCCGGGCCCUGCCGGCGGCCGGGCGGGGCCCGCGCGGGAAGUGAGCUCAGGCGCACCGGAAAGCCCGCCCGUGCCGCGGCCCUGUGUUUGCGCUGCGGGCAGAGAAAGGAGCGGAGCGCCUGCCGCGGCCCAGCCGAGCCUGCCGCACGACACGGGGCCGAGCCAUGUCUGACCAGGAAGCAAAACCUUCAGCUGAGGACUUAGGAGAUAAGAAAGAAGGGGAGUACAUUAAACUCAAAGUCAUUGGGCAGGACAGCAGUGAAAUUCACUUCAAGGUGAAAAUGACAACGCACCUCAAGAAACUCAAAGAAUCAUACUGUCAAAGACAGGGUGUUCCAAUGAAUUCACUCAGGUUUCUCUUCGAGGGUCAGAGAAUUACUGAUAAUCAUACCCCCAAGGAGCUGGGGAUGGAGGAGGAAGAUGUGAUUGAAGUUUAUCAGGAACAGACGGGGGGUCACUCAACAGUUUAGAUCCUUCUGAUUUUCUUCCCCCUUAAUCCUUUUUUAUUUUUAAAUAAUAGUUCUUUUGUAAUGUGGUGUUCAACACUGAAACUGGCACCCCAUCUCUGGGAGUUUACUUUCAAGCGUCUGGUAUUUUGAAUUCUCGUGCUCAUUAUACACUAUUGUUUCUGUUUUCAUUGUGCUGAACUUCUGUGAUCCAGCUGCAACCUUGCUCCCCUCUUCCCUUCUGCCCUCCCCUUUAGGAAUACAUGUACUCACAUGCAUUUGUAUGUUCACUGGGUUCGUGCAUUUCAGGCACGAGGGCUGUAAGAUCUGCCAGGUGGGCGAGUGUUCUUAAUGACUUCCAUAUCUGCCCUGAAGUUUUGAUGUGUGACUGUCUCACUCCUGGACUAUAACUUUCAGUGCGAGAUGAAGUUUUUCAGAGAACUAAACUGUGGAGAAGUUGUGUAUCCAUAACUCAGCUGUUUUGCUUAAAUUGUGCUGAUGGCCCAAUGAAGAAGAUUGCCGAGUUGGAAAUGGAAAAGCUAGAACUGUUGUCACCUGUUCCUUGCUCCAGAGAUGGCUUUGCUGAAGACGUGAAAUUGAAAACCCUAAUGAUUUUUAAAUAUUACCAGAAGAGCCCAGAAGCAUUUUAACCUCAUAUAGGAAUUAGUACGUGCAGGUAUCCAUGCAAGAAUGUUCACAGCAGCCAACUGGUGUUACUUUGACACUCUUGUUUGUACCUUUUGGUCUGGGACGUGGGUUUUGAAUGGACAUUGUCUGUACCAGCUUCAUUUAAAAUAAACAAGAAAACCAAUUUUAUAAACAACUUGCAUUUUCUUUUCAAAUAUUUGAAAGUAAGCAAAACCAUUAGAAAUUAUAGUUAGGUAUGCUUUUCCAGUUGAAGCCAGAAAAAAAAUUGUGCUCUGUAAAUGUACCUCAUAAAAAUUCUUUUUUUCCACUUGCCCUAGUAAAAUACUUGAUCUGCUUGUUUUGCAGGUGACUCUUAGAGACUACUAGCUGUUUCUUUUCUUGGAAGAGAAUAUUCACAUACAGUUACAUAAGUCUUCACUCAUGCACAGAAUUUAAGCUGAAAAUGCAACUUGGAAGUAAACAAAAAUGCUUUUAAUGUCUACAUUUCAUAUUAUAUGGUACCAUUAAAUAAUCUAUGAUAUAUGACA
Oenanthe melanoleuca is the source of this 1677-nucleotide messenger RNA. It is a transcript of the gene SUMO1, whose product is annotated as small ubiquitin like modifier 1. Gene Ontology annotation, cellular component: nucleus; PML body. Gene Ontology annotation, molecular function: protein tag activity; ubiquitin-like protein ligase binding. The record is from RefSeq and is a predicted model, not a curated record. Gene Ontology annotation, biological process: protein sumoylation. The transcript has 5 exons. The coding region runs from base 221 to 526 and encodes 101 amino acids. NCBI's taxonomy places the organism in Eukaryota, Metazoa, Chordata, Aves, Passeriformes, Muscicapidae.